Molecule: messenger RNA, 686 nt
Organism: Humulus lupulus (European hop)
Lineage: Eukaryota; Viridiplantae; Streptophyta; Magnoliopsida; Rosales; Cannabaceae
Product: probable diphthine methyl ester synthase
Exons: 4
Coding region: 165-686 (173 amino acids)
Biological process (GO): protein histidyl modification to diphthamide
Molecular function (GO): diphthine synthase activity
Source: RefSeq, a predicted model, not a curated record
UCAAUUGAUAGUUAAAAUAAAUCAGAAAGUGGUGGAGAUUGGACCUUUAUUUUUAUUAAUUUCCAUAGUGUAAAUUCAGUAGUGUUGAGUAGCAAACAAUAAAGUUGUAUUAAUUUUUUUAUCAGAAGAGAGAGAGAGAGAGAUAGAGAGAGAGAGAGAGAGAGAUGCUGUACAUAGUGGGAUUGGGAUUGGGUGACGAGAGAGACAUUACUCUUAGAGGCUUAGAGGCAGUGAAGCAAUGCGACAAGGUCUACAUCGAAGCUUAUACUUCUCUUCUCUCUUUCGGUAUCCCUUCAGAUGGCCUUUCUACCCUGGAAAAACUUUAUGGAAGGCCAGUGAUUCUUGCCGAUAGAGAAAUGGUUGAGGAAAAAGCCGAUGAAAUACUCUCAGCUGCUCAUGUUUCUGAUGUGGCUUUCCUUGUAGUUGGCGACCCUUUUGGAGCAACAACUCACACUGAUCCUGUUGUCCGGGCAAAGAAAUUGGGUAUUGUUGUCAAAGUAAUACACAAUGCUUCGGUGUUGAAUGCUAUUGGAAUUUGUGGGUUGCAGCUCUACCGUUAUGGAGAGAUAGUCUCAAUACCAUUCUUUACUGAAACUUGGAAACCAGACAGCUUCUAUGAGAAAAUUCAAAGCAACCAGAAUCUUGGUCUACAUACCCUCUGCUUAUUAAGUGAGAUAUUCGUGUGA